AGCUGUCCUAUGACCCUGGAGAAUUAAGUGCCCUUAGGAGUUUGGGGGAGGAGGGAUCAGAGUGGGUUAGGUACGAUGAAGGGACAUUUCAUUAACAAGGGUAAUCUUUGGGCCUUAAAGGACAGGCAAAUCUGGGUAAACAGCGAUAGAUAAGGGCAUUCCAGGAGGGGAACAGUGUGCACAGAGACACGGAGACGGGAGCAUGGAUGGAGAAAUUGGGGGACAGCAAGUUAUGUACCAGUCUGGAUGGGGCCAAGGGUUGGUGUAGGGGGCAGGAUCUACCCCCUUACUGAGCACCUACCUCGCGCCAGGCAUUUUAAAAAAUAACUUUCCCGAUUCUGAAAGUAACACGUUUGAUAUAGGAAGUUUAGAAAAAUAGUUUUUCUAUAUAAAGAAACAUUUUAAUGAAGUUGCUCUAUUCUUUCAUCCAGAGAUAAGUGGUUAACCAUGGUGUAUUUCCGUCAUUUCUGAGAUCUUUAUCAUUCUUCUGGCAACAGCUUUGUUUGGGUUCAUAGAUUCAGUAGCCCCUCUUAUCCCUCGGAGGAUAUUAAUCAUACUUUGAAAAACAUUUCAUUCUGGUGACUUUAUUGAUUUUGUUUUCCAGCUAGAACUUCUGUUCUCUAAUUCGGUGCUUCUUUGGUUGCUUUGGUUUUUGUCAAACGUUUGGUAAGUCUUGCUUGUGUUUCUUCUCCCUUUGUAUUUUCAGGGUUUUCAGUCACCUCUGUGUGAAACCUGAUUCCGUGCUCUAGAGCCAGCUGCCCCUGGUUGUGGACAGGAGGGUGGGAUGUGUCUGCUGGGAAUGCAGGAGCCGUCUACGUGUCCCCUUGCCUCCCUACCCUAACGUCCCGGCAGGAGCCUGGGUGGAGAGGUGGGGCAGGAGCCCGCUUGCCUGGCUCCUCCAAAGCCUAUGACCAACCACUCAGGGCCUCUCCUGGACCCCUAAUCUCUCCAAACUUGGACCCUGCAGAGCCACUCCUCUGACUGAGUGUAGAAUCCUCAGCCACACUGCUGGGGUUCAAAUCCUAGCCCUGGCACUUACUAGCACUAUGACCUUGGGAAAGCUGUGUAACUCUGGGUCUUAUCUGUAAAGCAGGGAAAAUAAUAGUCUGUAUUUCAAAGGAUUUUUGUGAAGGUUAAAUGAGAUAAUAUGUGCUUAGAACAGCGUCUGGCACAUAUAUGUGCUGUAUGAGUGUCAUUAUUAUUUUUAUUCCAUGGUUUUAUUUUGGGGGGUUGUGGUUUCUGUAUCUGUUUAUUCUCAUUUGCUUCCAUCUUCAGGGAGCCCAUAUAAUUGCCUCGUUUUCUGGUGCUGUAAUGGAUUUAUUCUUCUUAGAAAAUGUCUUUUCUGUCAUUUUCUAAGACUUGGGGGAUUCAGGCAUUCGCCCCUGGUCUGCCGUCUUGAUAUAGUCAUACAUUUCCUUCAAGUUCUUUUUCUGUGAGCCUGUAUGAGUGUGUUAUUGUUAUCUGUAAUACAUACAUGAAGGCAUCCGUUGCCAUCUGUGUCCACUCACCCAGGAGCCUGGCCCAGGGCAGGACUCGCCACCUGGUCUAGGUUCCCGGAUGCUGACUCUGUCCUGUGCAGGCCUGGGAGGUGAUGAGUUCUCUUCUCGGCCUUCCUCAGGCUGGUCUGAGGCGUCCUGAUGAAUGUAAUGGGUCCUCUGCUUCCUUCGUCAAAAGGAAUGUUAAUUGUUUUCAGCAGUCUAAUUACGUGCCUAAUGAGAGCCUGACUGAGAUAACAUUCCCUUUAAUUACUCUUGCCUAAGUGCUGUUUGGAGCCAUAUUUGAGAGUGUUGCAAGGCUCGGUACUUUCACAGUAGAUGAAGCUGUCUGGCGAGAGGCUGAGUGAGGGGCCAGGGUUGCUGGGCUUAAGGCCCACGGUGGAAGGGCCUGCUGCAGUCAGUGCCCAGCCCGGUGUAUGCUGGCCUUUCCUCUGGGCCAUUACUUAAAGGAAAGGGACAGUCAGAUUGGGUCAUGUAUGGAGCAAACAGCACCCAUCACGGCUCCCCCAGAACAACUCAUUUCUCAGUCUUCCCCCCAACCCACCUGCCCUUCAAGCUCCUCUUGGCCAGGCCCCUCGCUCUUGGAGGACCUGCCCCCGUGCCUUUCCCUCCAUUCAACACUUGGAUUUUGAGUCCCUACCGUAUGCCAAGUUUUAUCCAGGACAUGAGGAUGCAAAGGGACAAAUGGAAGCCACCCAUCCACUAGCCGAGGAUCAGCUGAGCCCUGGGGCUGAUGCUUGCCCACACUGUUGAGAAUGGCACCGAGGCCCAGCCAGGCACCGGGACAAAGGUUAACCCGGGACACUCCUGGACGGUGAUCCUGAUGUCUGUUCGGAGCCGCGCACUCAAGGGUGUGAUAACCAGCCCCAGUCAGCGCCAUGGCUUCCGCCGAGCCCCUGACGGCGCUGUCCCGCUGGUACCUGUACGCCAUCCAUGGCUACUUCUGCGAGGUGAUGUUCACGGCGGCCUGGGAAUUCGUGGUGAACUUUAACUGGAAGUUCCCGGGGGUCACGAGCGUGUGGGCGCUCUUCAUCUACGGCACGUCCAUCCUCAUCGUGGAGCGCAUGUACCUGCGCCUGCGCGGCCGCUGCCCGCUGCUGGUGCGCUGCCUCAUCUACACGCUCUGGACCUACCUGUGGGAGUUCACCACCGGCUUCAUCCUGCGCCAGUUCAACGCCUGCCCCUGGGACUACUCCCAGUUCGACUUUGACUUCAUGGGCCUCAUCACCCUGGAGUACGCCGUGCCCUGGUUCUGCGGGGCCCUCAUCAUGGAGCAGUUCAUCAUUCGCAACACCCUCCGCCUCCGCUUCGACAAGAACGCCGAGCCCGGGGAGCCCAGCGGCCCCCUGGCCCUGGCCAACGGCCACGUCAAGACUGACUGAGCUGGGGGAGGGGGGUGGGCUGGGAGGCUCUCAUGGAUCCUGCGGACAAGGGUACCAAGCUGGUAGGGUUGCCCCCUCUGUACAGCACAAGCCCUGCCCCGUAGGGCACACGGAGCCCCCGUGCCCCACCCCCCGCCACCGUGGGCGGGCGUUGGGGGCGUGGUCAGGCGUUGGGGGCGGGGUGUGGAGGCGGCAGGGGCACUUCGGGUAGGGUCUGUGGAUCUCAGCCCAGCUCAGGGGCGGGAGGCCUGUGGCUACACAGGGACGGGACUACGUGGGUGACUUUGGAAGCAGCAGGCCCUGUCCUGACUAAGGGACACAGAGUGGAGCAGAAGGUGGGAGGCAAAGCCUGAGGAGGCUUUGGGCUGCUGCGGGGGCCACCUGCCUCCCUCUCACCUGGUUUAGUUGGGCUUCAGCUGGUUCCAUUAGGCAAUAUUCAGGUGCUUGCUUGCAACCAAUACCUCCCCCAGGGGCCUGCUGAGCUGCAGCCUAAGAAGAGACUGGGCAGCCAGGAGGCUGCUGGGCAGGAGUGCUGGUCUGCAAGGGCUGGGAGGUCUUCCCUUGGCUCCUUUCCCCUCCCCCAGGGUCCCACGCUGAUCCCUUGGCCUUCGGGGGCUCCCCCCCUGGUGCUGGAUUCCCACCAACCUUGGGCUUUUGGAGGUUUCAAUCCCUGUGUGUUCGGCAGCAUUUCCCCCUUUUCUCCUAUUUUCAAAGCCUUUACCACUAGCAGCCCCUUUAUCCAUGUAAGCACCCCACCUGCCCCACCCACAACUCCCUAGGCAACACAGCAGCUGCCAGAGAUAGAGCCCUGAGCAGACCCCUCCCACCCUCUUGCAGCCUUCCCUCCACUAUUGUCGAUGGCCCGAUUCCUGAGAAGUCCCCCCUUAUGCCUCCCCACCUGCCCCGGUCUGGGGGAUUGUGGCAGGGCCCCUGGUGCUCACCUCCUUGCAGUGGCUAAAAACGAAUGAUAGCCCCAACGCACAGUCAGGCCAUCUUGGGCCCCAUGGAUCCACAAUGGGGACCUAGAGACAAAUCAGUGUGAAGGGGGGAAGUUGGGCAGUGAAGGUACCUGACUGGUUUAUUUUCAAACCAUCCGGGGCAGUCUAGCUUUCUAGGUGGUGGAGGAGCAGGUAUGCAGUGCUGGAGAGUCAUGGAGACUGAGGGAGGGAGAAAGAGAGAGCCUUUCAGCUUUGGGAGGGUCUUCGAAGCAUCCUUAGUGGGAAUGGGUCAGUACUGGUUCUGCCAUAGCCCCAGCCCUGCAGCAAACCUCCUCAGGGCUACCCUGUCCUCAGCCCUCCCAGAAAGGCUGACCCACUGAGCUUGCUCCUUAAACAGUAUUUACCCUGCCGUGCUCAUGGGCAUUGUCAUCUCGGUUGCCCCGCCUUCCUCAGUGACAGGUCCAUUGCUGGCAGUAGACAGGUGAAAUCCUAACUCCAGCCCACUUCCAGCUCUGCCCCCUCCCUGAGUGGAGGGGUCCAUCAGAACACAGCCUUUCCCAUGGUACAUGGUCUCUUCUUGACCACACUAUGACUCUUAGGUAGAAAUCAGCCUUUCCCUUUUUAAAGAACAUUAAAAGUGAUAAUACCA
Molecule: messenger RNA, 4465 nt
Organism: Delphinapterus leucas (beluga whale)
Lineage: Eukaryota; Metazoa; Chordata; Mammalia; Artiodactyla; Monodontidae
Source: RefSeq, a predicted model, not a curated record